Molecule: messenger RNA, 4183 nt
Organism: Hemibagrus wyckioides
Lineage: Eukaryota; Metazoa; Chordata; Actinopteri; Siluriformes; Bagridae
Gene: grk6
Product: G protein-coupled receptor kinase 6
Exons: 16
Coding region: 154-1878 (574 amino acids)
Biological process (GO): regulation of signal transduction; signal transduction; protein phosphorylation
Cellular component (GO): plasma membrane; cytoplasm
Molecular function (GO): ATP binding; G protein-coupled receptor kinase activity
Source: RefSeq, a predicted model, not a curated record
GUCACUCAGGGUUAGAUUGUUCCACCGUGGGGAGGGGAGGAGUCAGGGAGGACACUCACACACACACACACACACACACACACACUCAGUGCCAACCCGGCGACGAGGUUGGGCCUGCGGUGCCCUGCUGCAACCCAGGAAUAAAAAGACACCAUGGAGCUGGAGAACAUCGUGGCCAACACCGUGCUACUGAAGGCGAGAGAAGGAGGGGGUGGAAACCGAAAAGGCAAGAGCAAGAAGUGGAAACAGAUGCUUCAGUUCCCUCACAUCAGCCUGUGCGAGGAGCUCCGCCAAACUAUAGAAAAGGACUACAACAGCCUGUGUGAGAAGCAGCCGAUCGGGCGCAUGCUCUUCCGCCAGUUUUGCGACACCAGACCAGAGCUGAGGCGCUGCGUGAAGUUCCUGGAUGCUGUGGCGGAGUAUGAAGUAACCCCAGACGAAAAGAGGAAGGUGUGCGGACAGGAGCUCCUCGAAAAGUAUUUAAAUCCAAAGUCAGAGGACCAUGUGCCCGAGGUGACGGAGGAGAUGGUGUCUAAAUGCGCCGAGCGCUUGGAACAGGAGACGUGUAAAGAACUUUUCAUGGAGUGCACCAAACUGAUCCAUGACUACCUGAGCGUGGCUCCUUUCGCCGACUACCUCGACAGCAUCUUCUUCAACCGCUUCCUCCAGUGGAAAUGGCUCGAGAGGCAGCCAGUUACAAAAAACACAUUCCGUCAGUACAGGGUAUUGGGAAAGGGCGGGUUCGGUGAGGUCUGCGCGUGCCAGGUCCGGGCAACGGGGAAGAUGUACGCCUGCAAGAAGCUAGAAAAAAAACGCAUCAAAAAGAGAAAAGGCGAAUCAAUGGCCCUGAACGAGAAGCAGAUUCUGGAAAAAGUCAACAGCCGGUUUGUCGUGAGUCUGGCGUAUGCCUACGAGACGAAAGACGCACUGUGCUUGGUUCUCACGCUGAUGAAUGGAGGAGAUCUAAAGUUUCACAUCUACCACAUGGGGGAAGCUGGCUUUGAUGAGAAGAGAGCCGUGUUCUACGCUGCUGAGAUUUGUUGUGGCCUGGAGGACCUGCACAGAGAGAGGAUAGUCUACAGGGAUUUGAAACCGGAAAACAUCCUGCUGGAUGAUCACGGUCACAUACGCAUAUCAGACCUGGGCCUGGCUGUGCACGUACCCGAGGGCCAGACGAUCAAAGGCCGCGUCGGAACCGUGGGGUACAUGGCUCCGGAGGUGGUGAAGAACGAGCGCUACACAUUUAGUCCGGACUGGUGGGCUCUGGGCUGCCUGCUGUACGAGAUGAUCGAGGGCCAGUCCCCCUUUCAGCAGCGUAAAAAGAAAAUCAAGCGGGAGGAAGUGGAGCGACUCGUCAAAGAGGUGGCCGAGGAGUACUCCAGCAAGUUCUCGGAGGACGCCAAGUCCCUCUGCAAAAUGCUUCUGGCCAAAGACCCUAACGAGAGGCUGGGCUGUCAGGGAGGCGCCUCGGAGGUGAAGGCUCACCCCAUCUUCCGCUCUAUCAACUUCAAACGACUGGAAGCCGGCAUGCUAGAAGCUCCUUUUAUCCCUGACCCUCAGGCCAUUUACUGCAAGGAUGUGCUGGACAUCGAGCAGUUCUCCACUGUGAAGGGGGUGGAGCUUGAACCCAAAGAUGACUCCUUCUACAGCAAAGUGUCCACAGGAAGUGUCCCCAUCCCCUGGCAAAACGAGAUGAUCGAGUCCGAGUGUUUUAAAGAACUGAACGUGUUGAAUCUGGACGGCUCCGUGCCCCCCGAUCUGGACUGGAGAGGACAGCCGUCUCCUCCGCCCAAACAGGGCCUGCUGCAGAGACUCUUCGGGAGACAGGACUGCUGUGGGAACUGCAGCGACAGUGACGAAGAGCCGACGAGGCUCUGAGGGCGUGGCCAGGUCCAGGCUCCUCCCCCCUGCCACAGGAGGAUCUCAUUUUGUUUACAACUUUUGCACAUUUGUAUUUUUAGGAUAGCUCUAUAUAAACAUUGGAAUGUAUAUUUUCACUAUAUAGCCAUGCGGUCGAUGUUAUUUAAAGUCAACGAAAUGGAGAAAAAUCAAAACAAAGCAAAGGAUCAGCGUUCCGUCAUUACAGCAGAGUAUUUUCGAGACGGCGUACGUCGACGCGAAGGCUGAGCGACCCGAACAGCCCUGUCUCUCUCGCCUCAUCAGCCUGCCACCACCUCCUUGCGCCUUUUUUCUUCUGUUUUUUUUUUUUUCCCUUCUCAUUUUUCUUUAAGUAAACCACAUACAUGUACAGUGUUUGCUCUGCCAAAAUUCUUUCGAAUAAGUCAGAAAGAAGGAAAUAAUCUUCACAGAUAUUUUUAUAUUUAUAUUCUAUGUUUUAUGAUUUUCUUUUCUUUUUUUUUCUUGUGGUAAUCUUGACAAUCAAAUCCAAUGACCAUUUGUACAAAACUUUUGACACGUAAGGGUUCAAAACACAGCGACGUGACGUGACUGAAGAACACAGACAGCAUUUCUUACUUUUAUUUCAUUUUUUAUCUUUUUGCUCACGAGGAACGAUCCGAACGUUCCUACCCGAGGUCUCAGACGUUACGGUAUGUGUCAGGGUUCUAGCUGAAUAAAGACGCCUGCAGUAGUGAACCAAAUCGUUUCCGAACGACGGGUAAUUCGUCCAAACUGACGCGGCCAAUCGUAUCAUGUUGUAAAUACAUGACACUUAUCUGUAAAUCCCUCAGUGUGUCUUCCUGCUAAUUUUUCUUCGGAUAUUUUGAGAAAUAACCAUCGUUAUUGUUCUAGGUGGUCCGUAUGUUGCAUGGCGAGUCUAUGCAUAAAACCAUCUUGCGUUGAUAAAUCGUAACACAUUUAGAACUCAUCAUCCGUUACGUAGAACGACGUCUCGUAAUUACAGAGCUAUCAUAACUCGUCCAGGUCGUCGUCGUGGUGAUUUUGUGCAUACGAGUAGAUUUAUUAUGCAUAACCUUGUAGGCUGUUCAAAGGGUUGUUGCUGCUUUCACAAAGUUUUUGGGUCAAAGAAACGAUAACCACAGGAAACAUAUAUACGUCUCUUUCUUUGCCAAAAAAGAAAAGAAAAGAAAAAAACAGGAAGGAACAGUACCUUACAUGUGUCAGUCAGGUUAAAGCUGAUGGCCUCAUUUAGAUUGAACCUGUUGAUGCACUUAAGACCAAACCACUUUACUUUAGUCCUCCAUCUCCAUGGACGGUGCCUUUAACGUUCUAAGGUACUCCUGUAAUUAGCGUUUUUAUAUGGAAUUGUGACGAAUGUCAUGUUAUCCUCCGAGUCGGCUUCGCUUUUUUUAUUUUCUCUCUCUUUUAAUUAUUUCUUUUGCACAUGCAGUACUCUUUUUUUUCCUGCGCUCUUCAUUUUUACCUCAUCGGUGUCCUGUGGAUGUGUGUUUUCAGAUCCCAGACAUUUCCCCUUUGUUUGAACUUUUGGACACAAUACAGUCAGAAGACACCAGGGGGAGAAAAAAAGGCUUUCGGACCUCGGAAGCGUGACUCGAACUUUUUUCAGCCUUCUUUCUCCGAGGUCUCGUUGAUUCCCUCGCUUCAACUUUCUGCUCAAAACUCAAGUACAUUCCAGUCUCUACCGUACUGUACAGAUGUAAAAUUGAUUUUUUUUUUUGUUUUAUUUAGCAAUAACAGGAUUUUAUAAAUGUAACUACCACAUAUAAGUGUAUAAAGCGAGUGACGCCGCAAGACUGAAUUCCAGUUGUCGAUGUGUCCCUGAGCCAGGCUUUAACACUGUGAAGGAGGAGAUUUUGCUGAUUUCUGUCACAGUUGUAUAUUUUUUUUCGUUUUCCUCGUACGCAAUGCACUGAUGUAUUUUUACGUGUACAUAUAAAGUGUUUAUGUAUGUGCGUUCACCUAAAUGCCAUGUGUGUGCGUGUGUGCGUGCGUGUGUGUGUGUGUGUGUGUGUGUGUGUGUGUGUGUGCUUCUUGUUUUUGCACUGCAUGUACCCAUAUUGUUGAUCAUAACCACUAGCCGAUGCCAUUGUGUUACACCCUGUAUGAAGGGGAAAAUGUUACCAUACUACUGCUAAGGGAGCUGUGAGUCAUAUAUUGCUUUCAGAAAUGUAAGUUUGGCCAUUCGGUAAUCAUCAUCGUUUCAAUUAUCUUUUACGUAUAUUUCGUUUUUACCUCAUUUGGAAGUGGCGGAAGUGCAACCAAUCGAAAAUGCUGAAAAUAAAGACUCCUCCUUGAACCAAUA